Molecule: messenger RNA, 599 nt
Organism: Phytophthora nicotianae INRA-310
Lineage: Eukaryota; Oomycota; Peronosporomycetes; Peronosporales; Peronosporaceae
Exons: 1
Source: RefSeq, a predicted model, not a curated record
AUGCUGGUUCGAAUGGCUCGCGAGUGGAGCGUGUUCAUGCGGCAGCCGGUGCUGCCGCGCCACAGCAAGAAUCCGCACUCAUGGCUCCGUCAGGUCACGCUGCUUCGUACGCUGCUCGUGGGCGUCGCCAUCUGCGUCUGUUGGGGAUACACACAGCUGCUUGUGCGCUACGGCAGCAUCUCUCCUGCAGCUACAGCUCUCUUCACCACGGCCUACGAUGGCCGCGCAGCCGAUGACUUGCCACCUACAUCGCCGCCUUGGCGCCCUCCGUUCCGUGUUGUAGUAUCGCUCACGACGACGCCUAGCCGGCUGGACAAGGUCAUGGACAGCGUCCGCUCGCUCACGAAGCAGAGCCUUGUACCAGACCAGAUCUACAUCAAUAUUCCUGAAGGCCCCAUGAAGCGACAUCCAGAGCGCUCAUACGACGAGACAGAGAUCCCGUCCGAACUCGUGGGUCUCACACCGCUUGUUAAGGUGAAUCGCUGUGUGGAUGACGGUCCGGCCACGAAACUGCUGGGAACUUUACGACUGGAGCACAAUGCGUCUACACUGAUCAUCACGCUGGACGACGAUUUCGAGUAUCCACCGGAACUGGUGGC